GACUGAUCCAAAGAAAGAUCUUUUUUCGAAUCACCACGAGAGCGUACCUACUCUAUAAACAAUCUUAUUUGGAGUUCUUGUUCUUCUUGAGAUCAAUAUUUAUUACAACCAAGAUACCCAGCACUUCACGUUGAUGAAACACAACAAACAUGGGUUCUACUUUUGUACCAAAAAUGUUCUUUUCGUCCAUGCUUUUCACAGAGCACGACCACGAAGCCGGCAGCACAGGAGAAAGACGAGGACCCAGCAGCGAGGUGGGACUACGGCAAGGCCUCGUCGCGCGGAGUGGUCCUAGUCUAGGUGUACAACUCCCUUCACGAUGAUUUUAUAGUUUACUCGUUCAUCAUCUUCAUCUUGCUUGGUAGCUGCUGGUCGUGGGCCAGCUAAGUUCUUGAUGGAACGAUUUUUUCGCUGCCUGCGGUCGACUUGCUCCGACUUGAGGUUUUUCAUCGGGUAAGAGCUCUUCUCCG
This is a messenger RNA of Amoebophrya sp. A120, 470 nucleotides long. NCBI's taxonomy places the organism in Eukaryota, Dinophyceae, Syndiniales, Amoebophryaceae. The record is from the annotation of a GenBank genome assembly.